This is a messenger RNA of Metarhizium brunneum ARSEF 3297, 1632 nucleotides long. The record is from RefSeq and is a predicted model, not a curated record. Lineage: Eukaryota; Fungi; Ascomycota; Sordariomycetes; Hypocreales; Clavicipitaceae.
AUGGAGUGGUACCCAGAACAGCCGUCUUUGCCAACCUCUACACCCAUUUUGGAUGAUAUUAGUCUCUUCGUUGAUGCCAUAAAAUCCCUCCUUGAUGAAAGUGAUAUAACCACGAUUAGUAUGCUUGCUAAGCGCCUGAGCCCUUUCAGGAUCCAUCCAGAGCAGGUCGUUGUCGGGAAUACUGUGUCCGUCAAACCUGUACUGGUGCUUGAAUGCGAACAGCGGCCAUGCUGCCUUGUCCCAACUACAAGCUCAGCCCCAUAUGAGGUAGUUCCAAGUGCUGCUAUCCCAAACGAUAUCAUAGCCAAUGGUAUUGCUGGUGAAAAUGAGAGCGGUAUCGCGUAUCCUCAAAGCAAUAAGAGCACAGACUAUGCCGAGGACAUGGCAUGUCAAAUGCAAGGCCGCCCAAUGAGGCAAGAAAGGGUUGCCGCUUCUGUCAACAACUUAUUCCAGGCAUGCAUCCGUACUCCAGUGUCGACGAGGGACCACCGAUCUGACGACAAAAGGAUCUACAAUGAGGUAUCCCAGACGUCAUCUCAUAAUACACCAAAUACCGGGACGGUUCCCUACGAAGAGAACAGGGAUGGCGAUGUGAGUGAAGAUCCAAGGGAUCGGCAAUCUGAGAUGAUAGAGACGAUACAGACCCUUCAGUCUACCAAUCCUGAGGGCGAUUUCAUGAUCAUGGAGCUGACCAGGUCUUCGACUACUACUCUUGAUGCGCAAUACGGCGGACUUAAUACGCGGCAAGCUAGAAAAGACAACAAGGUGCGCCGCCGCAGGAGCAGUGCAUCGUCCCGCGUCGUUUCGUCGGCAACCAGUUUCUGUAGCACUAGCCACUUCACCACCAACAACGGAGCAAAUCCUGUUGCCGAGACGGCUGGUCUCUUGGUCGAUACGCCUGCAUUCAAGGCGAUUUCUGCGGCCCGUACCAGCAUUCGAACCGACUACUUCCGGUUCCUGGAGAUCAACCUCGGACGCUGGGCCCAAGGCGGCUUGUGGCAAACCUCAGGGCCCUUGGAUCAGACAGCAGGCAUGAAUAUGUAUGACAGCUUACAAGUAUUAUAUUUGCGUGUCUGUCGACUGGAUAUGCGGAUAAGAGAUGAUGCGAUCCGGAGCCGAGUAGCACUGGUUCUCCUCCAUUUAAAGUAUGAAGAAACAUGUCGCCAAUGGAAUGCCCGAUCAUCUAGAUAUCCAAAACAAACAUCAAGAGUUGGGAGGGGGAGUAUUAGUUCUAUAAUCGAUAGCAUCCUUGAAAAUGCCCAUCCCGAAUGGACUACUGCCAACUCUCGACAGAAGGCUGAGCUACGAGCAAAGUUUCACGACCAAAAACGAUUUGGGAAAAGAUGGUGGAUGCUGGUAGACGUGUUGGGGCCCAGCAUACUCAUCAUAUGCUCAUCAAGGUUUGCAGGAACCAUCAAUAAUACCACAGUCACCACAGAUAUGAUUAAAGCCAUAAUACGCGCUAUUCGAAAUUCUAAGACGAGCCUGAUGGCUGUUUUUGAGACGGUGAAUCCGAUCGCAGACAGCUUAUUGCGCAAUCAAGAAUAUGGAAGCCAGGAUGUUGACCAACUGUUGAAGUCACUCAGAUCCGUCCGCCUGGACUGGGUAGGGGGCGAGGAUGAUUUACUGUGA